Ostertagia ostertagi is the source of this 1293-nucleotide messenger RNA. The record is from the annotation of a GenBank genome assembly. Lineage: Eukaryota; Metazoa; Nematoda; Chromadorea; Rhabditida; Trichostrongylidae.
AUGGAGUUGAAAGUGAGCGUGGACGGCGUCGAACGAAGUAUUUCUGGUGUUUCUAAUGAAACCACUUGUGCACAGAUUAUCUACGCCUUAGCUCAUGCAAUUAGCCAAAAGGGACGUUUUGUAAUGAUUGAGAAAUAUCGGAAUAAGGAGCGUCGCCUUUCACCGAUUGACAAGCCUCUUGAACUGCUUGAGAAAUGGCGUGAGCAUAUGUCUAACGUAACGUUUGUUUUGAAGAAGAUUGACGAUGAGGAUGACAACAGCUUGCCAUCGAAUGGGACACCACGUACUUAUGGGUUUCAGAUGGAGUUGAAAGUGAGCGUGGACGGCGUCGAACGAAGUAUUUCUGGUGUUUCUAAUGAAACCACUUGUGCACAGAUUAUCUACGCCUUAGCUCAUGCAAUUAGCCAAAAGGGACGUUUUGUAAUGAUUGAGAAAUAUCGGAAUAAGGAGCGUCGCCUUUCACCGAUUGACAAGCCUCUUGAACUGCUUGAGAAAUGGCGUGAGCAUAUGUCUAACGUAACGUUUGUUUUGAAGAAGAUUGACGAUGAGGAUGACAACAGCUUGCCAUCGAAUGGGACACCACAAAAGGGUACGGAUUUCUCAUCCUCCGCUUCUACGAUCUCCGCGUUCCAGAGCGUUUCUAGCAGCAGCAUGCCUACAGCUAUGCCAUCAGGCAAGCCGAUUGUAAUUCCUCAAAACAUGAGCACUACCUCACUGCCAACCAUCCCGUUGAGAUCAACUGAACGUUUCCGGCCACCUCCACCAGAUUACAAUUCGGUUAUGGAGCAGAAAUUUGCAUCACUUGGUCGCGGAAUACACCCUCAUCCACCGAUUUCGAUGCUGCAGGAUGACGAUAUGUCGAUUGCAAGGAUGGGUCUGAGCCAAAAUGAUUUACUCGUUCUAAUAGAGAAACAGCGACAGCUAAUCGAAAGACAAAGAGAGAAUCUUCUGAAUGCUGAGUUGACGUUACCAUCCGAUGCAGAUCGUGAAUUUCUCCAACUUCAACGCCAACAGGAAAACCUCCGCAACAUCCUAGCUCCCAUGAGAGAGUCGAACUGGCCUCAACAAUACCAAAAGCAGCUGAAGCAGUCACACAAGCUGCGAGCUGCUAUUGAAGCGACGAAAGAGGCCAUUGAUAAAACGGCGAGCGAUAUCGAAAACAUUCGACUACGAGAACAGGAGCUGCAAAAGAGGCUGACUGAGUUGAAUGAAUCCACAACAGCACCGCAACGGACAGCUGCUUCGCUUCCAAUUGGAUCGUCGUCGUCAUCGCCAAAGCUGAAGGCCUGCUGA